AUGGAUAGAGUGCAGGGUAGUUCCACAUUACAUCCUGAGAUUGUAUUAAGGAGGAAGUUUGUGCUUUCCGAUUUGGUCACGGCUGUUGUUUUUCCAACUUUUAUGGUUAGCUCCACUUUCUUGUUGAUGAUGGGCGUGACAAAGAAUUCAUACUUGCUUAUGUUGCAAAGAAAUGGAAGAAUGACCGACAUCAAUUGUUUCGCCAAUUUUAUAGAUGGGAUCUCACUUUGGAGGAAAAUCUUCAAAAUUAUCCAAUAUGCAGAGGCAUUCUGGAAAAUGAUUGGGUUGUUUUUGUUCAAUAUAGGCGGAAAGAAAAAACACAGAGAAUAG
Lathyrus sativus (Indian pea) is the source of this 330-nucleotide messenger RNA. The record is from the annotation of a GenBank genome assembly. Lineage: Eukaryota; Viridiplantae; Streptophyta; Magnoliopsida; Fabales; Fabaceae.